UCGCUGCAACCCGCUCCCCCUGUUACCAAGCAAAAGCUGCUCCUUGCUAAACCAUGACAAUGCUUCUCUCCUGGAAGGCAGGGAUGAACUGCUCAUGCCACAGUCCUAACCUAGCACAGGAACCAACCUGCCGCAGUCCAGGAAACCUGGGGUAAUGCUGCUGUGAAUACUUGCUUCUGUCAGAGCCAGCUGGGUUACAAACAAACCUGAAGGGGAGGAUCCUAGAGCAGAGGCGAACGUAAUGGGUCUUUUUCCCUGGAGUGAUGAUAAGGAUGCUGUCGGAAGGUUACCUGUACAGAAUUGCUUACCUUUGUGAAGACCUAAACCCUAAGCUCUACAGCAAGAGUUCGGCUGAGGAGGUGGUGUAUGAAAUGAGGUCCAUUAGUUAUUCUUCCACAGAUGAAGCACAAGCAAAAAGCCUUCUUCAGAGAUGCAGAUCUGCUGGAAAGUGCAUUUCCUCAGUCUGCUCUAGAAGUAGCAGGCACAGCAGAAGGCAAAAGGAGAAUCUACAGCCUACACAGCACCACCUGCCCACAGGCCAGUCAUCUCCAGCUACACAUGUCUGUGAGGUGCUGACAAGAAAAGACACCUACCUGGUUCCAUCUUCCUGCAAAAGCAUUUGCAAGAACUACAACGAUCUGCAUAUAGCUGGGGACUAUGUGGUGCCAAUUAGCUCAGUCACGACAGAUUUUACCUGUGACAGUGGCAUAGGCCCCUUCUUGGAGUCUUCGGAGAUCCCUCCCCCCAUGGAGUCUGUGAGGGUCGCUCCUUCCAGUGACACCAUCCGCAAACCAGUCCAAGGCUACUCCUCAUGCUGGCGGCUGGCGAGCCUAGUGCCCAACCAGCAGCCUCUCUCUGACUCAGCCCUGAAUGACUACCUUGAACAGAAGCUGAUGGAGCUGUACAAGCAAUACAUCAUGGAUAGCACAGCAAACAGGGCAUCCCCCACUCAGAUCCUGGCCUCGGAGCUUGUCAUGACUAAUGUAGAUCAAAUCAGUGUGCAGAUAUCACGGGAGAGGAAUAUGGAGACCACCAAGGCCAAAGACAUUGUCAUCAGCCGCUUCUUACAAAUAGCCAGUGGAAAAAUAUCCUCAGAAAUUAGCACACCUAGCCUACACAUUUCCCAAUAUAGUCACACUAAUGCAUAGUAUUUGAUUAUCUGCCCUUAGAAUGCUUUUAUGUUCUGCAAAGUCAAUUUUUGGUUUCUUAAGACCCUUUUCUGCUUCAUAAAAACUAAUUUACCAUCCUAAUUGCAAUGAAAAGUUCCAGUACAUAUCAAAUAAGUAAAAAUACCCAUCUUGUCAACCAGAUGAUUUAUUGGUUGUUUGGUUUUUUUUGUUUUGUUAUUUUUUUGUUUUAAAAAGCGCUUUUCUGUAAAGGCUUAGUGAGCCUCAGACAUUUAAAAAAAUUGUAUUAAAAUGACUCAGAGCAUAUGACACUCUUCCAGGUGCUCAGCUGCUUGCUUUCUUCCCCAUGUGCUUGAUAUAUCAUUUCAACUGUUUGAAGUCUGCAGUUCUACCCUUGAGUCUGUGUGAAGGCUUACACCCACACAAGCACAUGCGCAGUGCUGGCAGAGCCAGAGACACAGAAUUUAGGAUGCCAUCUAGUCCAUCUCCCUUCCCAAAAUAAUGUUACUUAUGAAGUCCCUCACAGAAGUUUUUCUAAUUCAUUCUUAAAGACAUUAAGGGAUAGACAUUUGACAGUUUCUUCUAUAACAACUCUUAAUUAUUUAAUUGGUGUCUUCCUGUUCAAGGGUUACCACCUCUUGUUGCGAAGCACAAACUGUUUCCAAACAGACUUUAUCAGUAGGAGCAUGUGUGUGUAUCUGUGUGUUUUGCUCUGAACUGAACUGUUACAAUGACUGCUGUGACCACAGACAGCACUUUUGCCAGCCACUUACAAAACCUACAGCUAUGGAGUGGUUGUGCAGGGAAAGCAAUGAUAAUAAUGAAGGAGGAAAAUGAAGAAAAUUUACUUUUGUAAAAUUUCAGUCUUUUUUUAAAAAAGGAUGCUUACCUACUUUGAGUCUGUGUAAUGUGUGACAUACUGUCCAUGCCAAUCCAUCAUUGG
This is a messenger RNA of Colius striatus (speckled mousebird), 2070 nucleotides long. It is a transcript of the gene TASL, whose product is annotated as TLR adaptor interacting with endolysosomal SLC15A4. The transcript is spliced from 2 exons. NCBI's taxonomy places the organism in Eukaryota, Metazoa, Chordata, Aves, Coliiformes, Coliidae. The record is from RefSeq and is a predicted model, not a curated record. Gene Ontology annotation, biological process: regulation of toll-like receptor signaling pathway. Bases 264 to 1148 code for a protein of 294 amino acids.